AUCUUUUGAAUACGCGUUGAACGAUCAAACCAAACCAAACCAAGCCACUCAGCUUUCUCUUUCUUGGUAAUUAAGCCUCAUCAGCAUCAGACUUUCCUUUCUCAAUUCCCAGUCCUCGAUUACUUAUCUGGGCUUUUCGAGAAAUUCUGGUUUCUAAAGUCCCUGAUCAUGAAAAACAAGGCAAAGGAAUUUCUGGGUUUCAUUCUUUUUUGCAUAAUAACAUACGGGGACAAUUGAAUUUGGCGAAUUUGGAACUGGGUAUGUUUGAAUUUGUCAAAAUACUAUCUUCAUUUUUUCUGGGUUCAUGCUCUAUUUUGAGGUAUUUACAGUAAGUGGUGAUGUUGAAGUUGGGGAAUUUAUGUGUAUGUUUUUGUAUUUGAAUCUUGAGAUUUCAAGAAUUGUGUAAUCUGUGAAUUGGAUAUAAGGUAGAGCAUGAAUUCUUUGAGUGGCUAUUGGUUGCUUAUCAAUUGGUGAGUUUCCCUUUAAUGGAAUUGAGGAAAGGAGAAGUUUAGGGGAAGUUUGGGAUUGGUUUUGGGUACUGAUCAUUUUUAUUUGUUUAUUUUUUAAUUUUUUUGCUUGUGAAAAGGGGUUUUAAACCUUUGGUGGGUAUAUCAAUUUGUAGUGAAAUAUGGGUUGUGCGUGUUCAAAGACUUCUGCUGUUGAAGACAGUAGGGCAAGUCCCAGGAAGAGAUCAUCCUCUUCAAGUAAACAUUACUCAGAGCUGAAGGUCUCAAGACACAAUUCUUCAAGAAGAGAAGAAGGGGUUAGGAUAAAAGAGAGAUUGGAUGGCGGUGAUGUGAAAGUCAUGUUGAUCGAUAAGAAAGCCAAUGGUUCAAGGAGAAGUUAUGGGGAUCACGAGACCGAGAGAAAAAAGGCGGAGAAGGCUGAAGUUAUUGUCCCUAAUCAUCCAGGUUUCGGAAGAAUUCCGAAGGCUACUCAAGGAGAACAGGUUGCUGCAGGGUGGCCGGGGUGGCUAUCCGCGGCGGCACCCGAAGCUAUCAAAGGAUGGUUGCCACGGCGUGCUGAUACUUUCGAGAAGUUGAAUAAAAUUGGCCAAGGAACUUAUAGUAAUGUUUAUAAGGCUCGUGAUGUCCUCAACAAUAAAUUUGUUGCUUUGAAGAAAGUACGGUUUGAUAAUCUUGACCUUGAGAGCGUCAAGUUUAUGUCAAGGGAAAUCCUCGUUCUUCGACGGCUUGAUCACCCUAAUAUAAUCAAGUUGGAAGGGUUGAUCACUUCUCGUACCUCUUGCAGUUUAUAUCUGAUUUUUGAGUACAUGGAACAUGAUCUUACAGGCCUUGCAUCACGCCCGGGAAUAAAAUUCACUGAGCCACAGGUCAAAUGUUACAUGCAGCAACUUCUAAGUGGACUUGAUCAUUGCCAUAGUCACGGUGUUCUGCACCGUGACAUAAAGGGUUCAAAUCUUCUCGUUGACAAUAAUGGCAUAUUGAAAAUUGCGGAUUUUGGUUUGGCAAGUUUUUAUGAUCCUCAUCAUAGUGUUCCAUUGACGAGUCGGGUGGUUACUCUUUGGUAUAGACCCCCAGAACUUCUACUCGGAGCCUCUCAUUAUGGGGUUGCUGUGGAUUUAUGGAGUAGCGGUUGCAUUCUGGGAGAAUUAUAUGCUGGCAAGCCAAUCUUGCCUGGAAAAACAGAGGUUGAGCAGCUUCAUAAAAUCUUUAAGCUCUGUGGCUCACCAUCCGAUGAAUAUUGGAGUAAAUUGCACUUACGGCGCUCAAUAGUGAUGAAGCCUCCACAACCUUAUAGACGAUGUGUCGCGGAGACAUUCAAAGAAUUUCCUGCUCCUGCUGUGCAGCUUAUGGAGACCUUACUUGCCGUAGAUCCUGCCAAUCGAGGAACUGCAGCUUUCGCUGUUAAGAGUGAGUUCUUCACGACGAAACCUCUUGCUUGUGAUCCUUCAAGUUUGCCCAAGUAUCCUCCCAGCAAGGAGAUCGAUGCGAAAUUCCGAGAGGAAGAAGCUAGAAGGCAAGGAACACUUGGUGGAAGGGCACACAAGGUUGACCUGGAAAGGAGAGGACAAAGAGAAGCUCAGGCAAUUCAAGCACCGAAUACUAAUGCUGCGAGAAGACAAGACUAUUAUGGCACAAAUAGCCAUAGCGAAAUUUUCAACCGUCGUAGGGAGGAAAAAUCUGUUUCUGGUUUUCUGGUUGAUCCAACCAAACAAUUGCGUGCUGUUAAAGACUCGAGAAAAGAUUCGGGAGAUGAUCUCAAUCGGAAGGUCUCACUUUCAGGACCACUAGUUCAUGGGCCUGGACGCAGAAGAUCCGGGAGAGAAUGCGAUAAUGAUCCUCUUGUGGCUUCAACCAGAGCCAACUUGUCUAAAUUAUCUGGUUUAGUUGCAGCUAGGACGGUGUCCUCCGACGAUCAGCAAGAGAACCCUGAUCCUCCACAUCCGGGAACAGUGAGUGACUUAGGAAGAUUCCGGGGCUCAAUGAAUGAAGCGGAGUCUGCAAGAAUGCAGGACCGAAAACAUCGCUCGAAGAAAGUUGAAUAUUCUCGCCCACCAGCUGAUGAAACACCUUGUACCAAAGAAUCAAGUCUGCAUGGUCAUGGCCCCAAGACAAACAAAAUUUAUGUCUCUGGCCCAUUGCUUGUCUCAUCGAACAGCGUCGAUCAGAUGCUUAAGGAGCAUGAUCGCCGGAUCCAAGAAUUUGCUCGACGAACACGACUCGACAAAACAAAACCCGGGGCACAGGGAGCCGCAAAUCCAACAUCUGCUUCUAAUCAUGUAGCUGGAUAGCUAUUAUUCAAUCCAAAUAUUUUCCUUUUAUCACUUACUACAGUUCUUGUGGAGAUAGUUAUAUAGCUCAAAUGGUGGGUAGAUAGAGAUAGAGAUGGAGAAAGAGUGAGAGUUCUAAGCUCUCCCCUUGUAUUAUUUGUGUGAUUGUUCCAUGUAUAGGUAGAGAUCUAGCGUAAAAUAUUAGAGUGCGAAUUCUGUAGGAAGCCAUAAUCCAUUGUAUUCUGGCAUGCCAUAAUUCAAUUGAUAAAAAUAGCAAGAAAAAAAGAGCAAAAUUUAUUUUUAGACU
Messenger RNA from Morus notabilis, 3041 nucleotides. RefSeq names its product probable serine/threonine-protein kinase At1g54610. Gene Ontology annotation, molecular function: RNA polymerase II CTD heptapeptide repeat kinase activity; ATP binding; cyclin-dependent protein serine/threonine kinase activity. Gene Ontology annotation, cellular component: nucleus; cyclin-dependent protein kinase holoenzyme complex. The coding region runs from base 629 to 2755 and encodes 708 amino acids. The transcript has 8 exons. NCBI's taxonomy places the organism in Eukaryota, Viridiplantae, Streptophyta, Magnoliopsida, Rosales, Moraceae. The record is from RefSeq and is a predicted model, not a curated record. Gene Ontology annotation, biological process: protein phosphorylation; positive regulation of transcription elongation by RNA polymerase II.